AUGGAAGUUGCCGAGGAACAAGAAAUAUAUAAAAAGUGUUAUCAAUUAGGGCUUCAGUUGUUUGAUAGUUUGAAUAUUUAUUAUAAUGUAUCCAAUUCGUUGAUAGUGCUAUGGAACAAGUUUCAAAUAUUCGUGUACGAGGACUUGAACUUCGAGAACAGCUCGAAAAUAUUCACACCAGAGUUUCAAGUGGAUCAACUGAUUUUGUCCAACAAUUAUUUAAUAUGUUUAGACAGCAGCGGCAACGUUCACACGACGUCUUUGAAAUUUAAAAAUCCAGCUCAAAAACGUUUCAAAAGCAGCUUUUUACCUAGAUCACAAGGUGUGCUACUAUUAAAUGCUCAAAUUCAAGAUAGUAUAAUAAGUAUUAAACACGAAAACGACCACUACUAUUUGUACUUGAACAAAAUAAACUCUGAUUUUCAAUUGGAAAAUAAAAUGCAGUUAAAGUACGACGGCCGCUGGCCCCUACCCGCGCCUAUGCAAAACAAAUGUCUUUUAACAUCUUACAGAUUAACAACAACAGAACUAAAUUACAUUAUGAAAAUAUUUAAUUGUAAAGAAACUAAUAUGAGUGAUUGUCAUUUGCUUGUCUUGUCAUUUGAUAAAUUAACAUUAUAUGCUUGUUUAUUUAAUCAGAAAAGAGGAGUUAAUAGUGCUAAUCUUGUUAAACUUUAUACCUGUCCAUCAGAAAUAUGUAAUAUUGAAGUAGUGGAUAACAAUGGCUUGAAUAUCUAUAUAGGUCUGAAAAUUGGCACAUUUAUAAGAUUAUUUCUAAAUAAUGUUCUAAGAAAACCAGAUAUUAUACAUUUAAACACAGCUCUCCAUAAAUAUGCAACUAUCAAAGACACAAUUAUCUAUACCGAUGGAAGAUCUAUGUGGAAAACGGAGAAUUUGUUUGAUGAAAAUAUAUCUUUCACUCGAUGUUUUGUGAGACAAGUAAAAGAUUUUGUGAGAUUCGGUGAUCAAAUAAUCUGUACAUCAUAUACGACAAUGUUGUAUAUUUUCCCUAUGGAUGAUCAUAACUCAUUUUUGAAACAAGAAACAACUGAAGAGUACUGCUCCGCUGAGAAAUUAAUAAAUAAUUCAGAAUAUUUAUACAAAAUCAUGGAAGAAGUAGAAAAGAAUAAUGAACUAACUAAAAAAAUUAACAAUGAAGGUAAUUAUAUAACGACAUUGUCAAUGUCAAAAAGGCAAGAUGUCAUGGAUAACAUUUUACAGCACACUGUUAAAGUAUAUGAAAGUUAUGAAGAUGUAACAAAAGAAAAUUCAGACAUAAAAUUAACAGAAAAUUUAUUUGAAUAUUUUAAGCCUAAUUCAUUUUAUUUUUUAAUCACACUCACUACUGGUUCUAUGCAGCAUGUAUUAAAUAAUAUCUUAUCUAAUAUAUUGAACAAAGUAAAAAUUCAUAUAACAUUAUCAACAGAUUUGAAAUUACUGAAAACUACUAGUGUGGAAAUGGUUGAAACUUUUAAGAAAUUGAAGGUGUUGUUGCCCUUUGAUAACAAAGAUGACAAUGUUACUGAGAUAAUUCUAAAUCUUAAAUUGGUAUCGAGUAUCCCAGGAGCCUUUGAUGAGAGACAAAAACUGUGGGCUACUCUUUUUAGGAAGUGUGUAGUUUUGAAAUCAGAACAUUUCAUAAAACCCAACAUUGCUAUUAAGAGCUGUCUGAUUUUAAAAGAACAACCGGAACCUUUAUCCGAUACAAUAUAUAAAUUAGCUGUUGACCAAUAUGGCAGUUUAUUUAAUAUUACAGAUAUCUCAAAGUAUCAUUCUAAUUCAAAACAAUUCUCUGUGUAUGGUAGACUACCGAAUGAUUAUGAAAACAUAUUUAAAGAUGAGUCUUUAUUGAAUCGUUUAGAAUAUUUAACCAAAAAGAAGGCCACAUAUGUUUUGGAACAAAUCAGAUCUGAAGAAUUUCUUAAAUCCAAAAGUAAUAUAUGUUUUCAAGUCGGUAAUACUAAUGUUACGAUUGAGAUUAUUAAUGAUGAUUUUACCAAUCCACUACUGCAAGUGACCAGCAUGAACAUGCUUAUUGCAUUUAAUAUAAGAAACUUUAUAACAAAUUUAAUAUACAAUGAGGCAGCAAUGGGUACUGGUUAUGGAAACAUUAAGCAUGUCUUAUACAACACUACAGAGAAUACGCUUAGAGAAAUCAAGCUUGCAUUACUGAAUCAAUGUAAUCAUGAAGAAUUUCAACCAUUAACUGAUAAAUUUCAAAAAGAUGUGAUUGGUGCUCUGCCCAUAUAG
This is a messenger RNA of Diatraea saccharalis (sugarcane borer), 2250 nucleotides long. Lineage: Eukaryota; Metazoa; Arthropoda; Insecta; Lepidoptera; Crambidae. The record is from the annotation of a GenBank genome assembly.